GGGGUUUCGGUGCUUCUCAGCACGGUGACACCAGCCGCCAACUAUCACUCAAAGCAGCAGUAGCUUAGUUCCCUUAUCUACGGCUACAGAAGGACAGUUGUCUAAAAGGCCACGGGGAAAUUAAAGGCGGGGUCCAGGAGAAGAGGGGAGGAGAAAACUUCCCAGUUCCUUUCAGAGGCUCAUGAGAGGCUCCAGAGUUCAACGGCUGCUGAACUCAGCUGAUCCCUGAGAUCCGAGACUGAAGGGGCAGAGCCACCCAGGGAAUAACAGUGAGUGGCUCCUCUUGUCCCUGAGGGUCUCAACCAGCUCGCUCAGAAGGAAGCCGUCUUCCCACUGCCCCAGGAAUUCCCACGGCUCCCUGGAUGGUGGAUCAAGAGACUGCGCCCCUCCCCGCAGGAACUCAAUCAAACGGCUAGCCUUGUGGCAACUAGAAGAAAUUAAGCCAAGAUGAUGUCAUGCCUAUUUUAAUGCCCUGGGGCACCUAGCACACCACUAAGUACUCAAGAGUCUGAUGAAUAUAGUCGCUGCUGCUCCAGGGAGGACAUCCAGAAAAUGGAUAAUUACACAGCAGCCCCGGACGACGACGACGACUACGACGUCUUCAUCAGCGAUGUUCCGAAGAACGACGACAACGAGGUGGAACCACCACCGUGUGACAGAUACAUGGCCCAGGUCCUCUCAGCCCAGCAGGUGCUGCCGUUCUGCGGCACCCUGUUGGUGGCCGGUCUCCUGGGUAAUGCCUUGUUUGUCUUUGUCCUGGUCAAAUAUAAAGGACUGAAAUACGUGGAGAAAACCUAUUUUCUGAACUUGGCCAUUUCCAAGAUGUGUUUCUUGCUUUUCCUGCCCUUCUGGUUUCACACUGCUCUGGAGAGGAGAAGUGCCGAUGAGCCGCUGUGCUGGGUUUUCGCAGGACUCCGCUCGGUGGGUGUAUUCAGUGAGGCGCUUUUCAACACCCUCCUGAUCAUGCAAAGGUACGUGGUGUUUUUCCACGUGAGAUGGUUGUCCCCAGCCUUCAGGACGAUGCCAGGCACUGUGACCACAAGUGUUCUGAUGUGGGUAGUGGCCUUUCUGGUCACUUUGCCUGAAUACGUGCUUUAUCAACCUCAGAUGGGAUUCCAGGAAGACCAGUGGUGCUCCUUGAGCAGAUCCCACUUUCUGCCAGCUGAUGAGACCUUCUGGAAGCAUUUUCUGACUCUGAAGAUGAACAUUUUGGUACUGGUUUUCCCGCUGCUCGUUUUUGUAUUUUGCUACGUGCGAAUGAGAAACCGACAGAGGUUCAGGGAGAGUCCGCCUGACCUUUCUAAGCUCCCAUUUGCCCUGACCGCCCUCUUCCUUUUGAUGUGGGCACCCUACAACAUCGUGCUUUUCCUGUCUGCUUUCAAAGAACACUUCUCCCUCCAUGACUGCAAGGGCAUCUACCGACUGGACAAGAGCGUUCAGGUCACAGAGAUCGUGGCCAUCACCCUCUGCUGCCUCACCCCUCUUCUCUGUGUGUUUCGGAACAGGACACUUAGGAGAUACCUCUGCAGGCGGCUCCUCUGGUGUAACGACACCUCGCCUCAACCCAGCGAGGGGUCAGACCCAGGUACAUCAAGGCAAGAUGAAGUCCACAGCACUGAAAUGUAAACCAGCUAGCACCAACUGCGGGACAAAUAAAUGUUGACUUUUGUCUCUUUGCAUUA
Molecule: messenger RNA, 1682 nt
Organism: Marmota flaviventris (yellow-bellied marmot)
Lineage: Eukaryota; Metazoa; Chordata; Mammalia; Rodentia; Sciuridae
Gene: Ccrl2
Product: C-C motif chemokine receptor like 2
Biological process (GO): positive regulation of cytosolic calcium ion concentration; calcium-mediated signaling; immune response
Cellular component (GO): membrane; external side of plasma membrane; cytoplasm
Molecular function (GO): C-C chemokine receptor activity; C-C chemokine binding
Source: RefSeq, a predicted model, not a curated record